Messenger RNA from Zootoca vivipara (common lizard), 2825 nucleotides. It is a transcript of the gene USP21, whose product is annotated as ubiquitin specific peptidase 21. Gene Ontology annotation, molecular function: cysteine-type deubiquitinase activity. Gene Ontology annotation, biological process: protein deubiquitination. NCBI's taxonomy places the organism in Eukaryota, Metazoa, Chordata, Lepidosauria, Squamata, Lacertidae. The record is from RefSeq and is a predicted model, not a curated record.
GGACGGGGUGGGGUUUGAGGGCUGGGGGGUGAGGGCCGUGGACCGUGUAGCUCGAAAGGUUAAGAAGAGGGGGGAUCUAAAGUCUCGCUUAAAAGGAUGCUGUGGGGGCUCCUCUCCUUAUUUGAGUCGUGGGGCCGGCUGUGGAUCUGCAUGGGGGGCACAACGCGACAUAGGGCAUCUGCCAAGAGGAGCCCUCCUGCGGUCAGCCACCUCUGUGAGGUGUGAGCCAGGGGCCGGAGGGGGUGAGAGUCUAGCACUUUUUGAGAGGGCUCUCCUCUAUCUCCUCUCCGCAAUGCCGCAAGCCUCUGAGCACCGCAUGAGCCGGGCGAGAGAGCAGUCGGUCAUCACCUCUCAGCCGAAAGCCACUUCCAAGCUCCCCAACGGACACCGAACCCCGAGCCAAGAGCACCGUGGCUGCUCCUCCUCCGCCUCCUCCAACGGACUUUCCGUGGCGUCCAAACUGCGCCCGUUGCCGCCCAGGCCGAGCCCGCUCGAUGACAGGGGCAAGAAGCUGGAGCUCGACCGAGGCCGGGCCUCCAAGCGCAGCGACACACUGCGCGCCUCUGCCUCCCGCCGCGGCCCCGUCAAGGCAGACCACGCCCUCAAGGUGCCUGGCUGCCCUCAGGCUGGCACCAUCUCCGGCAGCGCCUCCUUCACCAUGCCACCCGGCGUCCUCCUGGGCGGGCCUGACUCGGACCGCCGGAACGGAAACCUGCUGCGCUCCAAGUCGAUUAGUAUCGGCGACCUGAGCCAGUCCAGCAGCCGCGGGGAGGAGCAGCUGAGCGCCAUGUUGAACCGGCUUGCUCUCCGGGACCGCAGCCCAUCGUGCAGCCACAAACAUGGCCUGGGUGCCCUGGCCCUGAAGAGGAGCUCAUCUCUGCGGAGAGUCAACGUCACCCCCGGGGCAGAUGGGAGACCAUCGCCCACGCUGCUGUCUGUCCGCACGGAGGGCUGCCCCAGGACUCGCGCCCUCGACCCGCAGGCCACGGAAUACGCUCACUCCCAAGACGUCCCGGUAUCCACCAGCCCACCCCAGAGCAAGGGCCCUGUUCCAAGCAGGCUGGAGGAGAAGGCCACUGCUGCAGACAUGCACACACGCAGGAAUCUUCUUGGCAGGCGGCUAAGUAUCUCUAACAGAAUAGACAGCCACAAGAGUUCCCAGCAUUCCUUGGGGACGCAUCACACUCUCCUGCUGGGCUCUGGGCACAUAGGUCUCCGCAACCUUGGCAACACGUGCUUCAUGAAUGCUGUGCUUCAGUGCCUGAGUAGCACCAAGUCCCUGCGGGACUACUGCCUCCGUCGGGAAUUCCGGCAGGAACAGCCCAGCGCUCUGCGGACCCAGCAGGAGCUGACUGAAGCCUUUGCAGAUGUCAUUGCCACUUUAUGGCACCCCGAUUCCACGGAGGCCGCCAACCCCAGCCGCUUCAAAGCCGUCUUUCAGAAAUACGUGCCAUCCUUCACAGGAUACAGCCAGCAGGACGCUCAGGAGUUCUUAAAAUUUCUCAUGGAUCGGUUGCAUGUGGAGAUUAAUAGGAAAGGGCGCAAGACUCUCAGCAUCCUCUCUGAUGCCAAGCGGCCCUCAGUACUAGAGGACACGGACACCUUGAGUGAUGACGAACAAGCCAACCAGAUGUGGAAGCGCUACCUGGAGCGAGAAGACAGCAAGAUAGUAGAUCUCUUUGUUGGCCAAUUGAAAAGCUGCCUCAAGUGUCAAGCGUGUGGCUACCGGUCGACCACGUUUGAAGUUUUCUGUGACCUCUCCCUGCCUAUCCCAAAGAAAGGCUUCACCGGUGGGAAGGUAUCUCUGCUAGACUGCUUCAGCCUCUUCACCAAGGAGGAGGAGCUGGAUUCUGAAAACGCACCAGUGUGUGACAAAUGCCGGCAGAGGACCCGAAGCACCAAGAAGUUGACCAUCCAGCGCUUUCCCCGCAUCCUUGUGCUACACCUGAACCGGUUCUCCACCACCCGUUACUCCAUUAAGAAAUGCUCCGUGUUUGUGGAUUUCCCCCUCCAGCAGCUCAACCUGAAAGAGUUUGCCAGCGAAAAGGCCGGCACCCCUGUGUACAACCUCUAUGCCCUGUGCAAUCAUUCUGGCAGCGUCCACUACGGCCACUACACAGCCUUCUGCAAGGACCAGUCUGGCUGGCGGGUUUACAACGACUCCCGGGUGUCUCCCAUCAGUGAGAACCAGGUCCCGUCCAGUGAGGGCUACGUCCUUUUCUAUGAGCUGGACGACAUGCACUGGAAGAAGCAGUAAUAGUAUUGGAACCCAGCACUUUUGGCCCUCUUACCUCAUAGAGACUGGUGCUUGGGUCUUUUAAAAAAAUCAUUUAAAAAAAGCGACGACGACAAAAAAACCAAUAAAAAAACAAACGACACUGUGUGGGGUUUGUUUCUACGAGUGACCCGGGUCAUCCACUUCUCCAUAUAUGUACCCAGGUUUCCUUUUUAUUUUAUUUUUUUCCUCAUUUGUUCUUUUUUUAAAAUAAAAAUCACCAGGUCUUAAGGCGGGAUGUGAGCGAAGAGGUUGCAGGGCAAGGCCUGGCAGAGAAAGAGAGAGAGAAUGUGUGAGUGUGUGUGAGAGAGCUUGUGAAAGGAUGUGUGUGGGGGGGAGGAAGAAUGCACAGAGCCUCCAUUAUCCGUCCGCUUGCCCCCCCCCCAAGCCCUCAGGGGAAAUAACAUGCGCUUACCCCUCAGUCUGACUGUGGCAGCCACUACUGAUUUUAAACGACUAUGUGACUUUGUAUAUAUAAUGAUGGGUUUGUACAUAGAUGACGAGAAAAAUGAAGAGGUUGAAACUUUUUUUGUGAAUAAAUUUACUAAAA